AUGAAGGUGGAGAAUGAAGAAGGAUCAAUGGAAGAAGAAGGUGUGAUCUUUCUGCAGAAUCAAGAAUCCCAUGAAAUUCUGAUCUGUAGGAAUUGGAGAGUGAGUUUGACAGUUGAUUCUAUUCGGUUAGGGGUUGGUUGGAGUUUUAUGUGCAGUUGUUAUGAAUUGGUUAGAGGUUUGAGGAAUGGAAAAAAAUGGUUAGAAGGUGAAUUGUUAAGGGGCUGUUAUGAUGUUUGGAUUGCCGCUUAUGCUGAAACUGAUAUGGUAUGCUUGGUUUUACGCAGGCUUGAAGAGGAUGAAAUUAUGGCAGACGACAAAGAGUUUGAAGCAUGGAGGCUUAUCAUGGAAGACUUUGAAGUAUGA
Vicia faba (fava bean) is the source of this 363-nucleotide messenger RNA. The record is from the annotation of a GenBank genome assembly. NCBI's taxonomy places the organism in Eukaryota, Viridiplantae, Streptophyta, Magnoliopsida, Fabales, Fabaceae.